UUUUUAUGUCUCUCUGUCUCCUAGUCAAAAUCUUCUCUCUCCUUCUCCAGUCUCCUUCCAACGCUAUUAGAUCUCGGAGAAGCUUCGGUUCUCUCCCUCACUCCCCCGAUCCCCCUUCUGGAUCUUGCGGCCCGCGUCUCUACUGCAUCGUACCGUUUCAAGGCCAGAGCUUCUGUUUCUGUUGAUUCAGCACUUCAGUUGACCAUUGAGCAAAGCAUUUGAAGCCGUUGGUGGGUUUUGAGUAACCUUAUCUAUGUAGGAGGCUUAUGUUGCAACGUCGAUGAAUUAGGUUGCUACUGACGGAGAUAGCACCCUGAUGUGGUUCUCUAGAUGAAGUUAACACAGGAGUGGCUGCCAGGCACUGGGGUCCUGAAAAUCAUGCCGGUGGCUCGCAAUAGAAACUCAUCAAGAAGGCCUAUAUGGAUUAUUGUCCUGGUAGCUUUGGUUUGUGUGGCACUGAUCAGGGCUUAUGUUUACCCACCUCAGCAAUAUUCUGCUUGCUAUUUCUUAUCUUCUAGUGUUUGCAGUCCUUUUAAGGAUUGGCUUCCACCUGUACCCGUUAGAGUCUACACUGAUGAUGAGAUUGCUGCUCAUGUUGUCGUUAGAGAAAUUCUUUCAAUGCCAUCUGUUCGGUCGAAGAAUCCCAAAAUUGCUUUUAUGUUCCUGACUCCGGGUUCGUUGCCUUUUGAAAAGCUUUGGGAGAAAUUCUUCCUGGUGGCCUGGGGGAAAAUUUCCAUGGUUGAUGCAGAGAAGAGAUUGUUGGCAAAUGCACUUCAAGAUGCUGAUAAUCAGCAUUUUGUGUUACUUUCUGAAAGCUGUAUACCAUUACAUAAUUUUGAUUAUGUAUAUAGUUAUCUGAUGGAAACAAAUAUCAGCUUUAUUGACUGUUUUGAGGAUCCUGGCCCACAUGGAACAGGCAGGUAUUCUGAGCGUAUGUUGCCUGAGAUCGAAAAGAAAGACUGGAGGAAAGGUGCACAGUGGUUUUCAAUCAAGCGACAACAUGCUGUGCUGAUUCUGGCUGACAGUCUUUACUACACAAAAUUCAAGCUUUAUUGUAAGCCAGGUAUGGAAGGACGGAAUUGCUAUUCUGAUGAACAUUACCUGCCAACUCUUUUCCACAUGGUUGAUCCUACUGGAAUUGCAAAUUGGUCUGUGACUCAUGUUGAUUGGUCUGAGGGAAAGUGGCAUCCAAAAUCAUACAAAGCUCGGGAUGUUACUUUCAAGCUUUUGAAGAAUAUAACAUCUAUUGAUGAGACCGUACAUGUUACAAGUGAUGCAAAGAAGGUAGUGCAGAAGAGACCUUGCCUAUGGAAUGGAUCAAAGAGGCCAUGUUAUUUAUUUGCCAGGAAAUUUGUCCCUGAAACGCUUGAUAAUGUGAUGAAUUUACUCUCCAAUUUUACAGCUCUAUUUGAGUGAGCAGCAUACGUAGCAUUCUUUUGGCCGAGCAUUCAAACUCUGUCCCUCACCCUUCAGUUCCUAAUUUAGUAUAUAAAUUGUGUACACAUGAAACUGCUCGUCGAUCUGUAAUGCCAAUCAGGUUCAUAGGACGGGAGAGACUGUCGGAUGCUUGAGGAAUGGCUUGAGUUCUGUGAGUGUUUGAGUAGGGCUGAGGUGGCUGCCAACUCAAUGCCUCUCUGCCCCUCAAUUAAUGUCUCCAUAAUUUUUCUGUUUUCUUUUUAAUCAAUAGCUUUCUUUUAUUAUCGGUUUUAUGUAGGUUCUUUCAUUUUCGUCCAGUGGUUCUGCUUUUGGAACAGCAAAUUUUGUUAGCCUAUUUAACUGCUGUAAUUUGAUCCAUUUUCGCAGAGAUGGAAAACAAAAGAUCACAAAUUA
Elaeis guineensis (African oil palm) is the source of this 1830-nucleotide messenger RNA. NCBI's taxonomy places the organism in Eukaryota, Viridiplantae, Streptophyta, Magnoliopsida, Arecales, Arecaceae. The record is from RefSeq and is a predicted model, not a curated record.